Messenger RNA from Leguminivora glycinivorella, 1096 nucleotides. RefSeq lists its product as uncharacterized. NCBI's taxonomy places the organism in Eukaryota, Metazoa, Arthropoda, Insecta, Lepidoptera, Tortricidae. The record is from RefSeq and is a predicted model, not a curated record. The coding region runs from base 275 to 868 and encodes 197 amino acids. The transcript is spliced from 2 exons.
UUAGAAUUAGCGCAAAGUGUGCGGUGCGCGCGAAUAGCGUUGCAAAAAACACAACCCGCGGUACCCGAAACUCCAGUGUUUGCCGUCAACACGUCGCGCGCGCAACGUAACCCUCGUAGUAACUUGGAAAGUUGUGAAGUUUGCGGCUAUAAAAAUCAUACAAAGGAUCAGUGUCGUUUUAUUAACUAUACAUGUCAAAAGUGUAAACAAAAAGGACAUUUAAAGCGAAUGUGUAAAACCAAAGUGCGAAGGAAUUAUUUUGUAGCAGAGGAGGAUGACGAUAUCAUUCAAGAUCUCACAAACUAAGAACUAUGGAGGGCGGCGCAAGGUGUGUUUUGUGGAAGGAGAUCAGGUGUUAGUUAAACAUAUAUUUAGUAACGGAAAUAAGCACGUAUGGAAAAAAGGUUGUAUACAAAAACUUAUAGGUAAUAAAAUGUACUUAGUUCGUAUAAUAGAUUUAAAUAUAUUAGUUAAGAAACAUGUAGAUCAGUUACUGUUGUAUAAAGGUAAUAAUAGCGUAGGUACUACUAGUGAUACCCAAGAUAUUUCAUCUGACCUGGAAAUAACAAUCAACGAGUCAUUAUCUCCAAGUCAUGAUGCAGUGGCACCUCCAGCGAUUGAAGGCCAGACCUCUGACUCAAGUUUAGUUGAAAGUGGAAAUAAUUUAGAUGAGCCUUGCCAGUCGCUGAUACCACGGGAAGGUGUACCCCCCGACUCCAUAGUCCCGCCUGCUGCCACAUCGGUGGCCCAGAAUGAUGUUUUUCUAGACGGUGAGGCGGAGGGUACCGAGACUACCUUAGACCCUAUGACGCAUGCAGAUCGUCGUAAUAUCCGUGCCACUCGCAAUCCUAACCCAGUGUACAGAUAAAUACCUACUGCUGCCUAUGUUUGUUAGUGUGUAACCUUUCUAAUGUAUUAGUAUGCUUAGAUAGGUCAUAUUUUAAUUUUAAUUUUAAGCUUUCUUUACUAUUGGUGGAGGAAUUGUUAUGUUUUCAUAUAGAGGGUAGUUGUAACCCAUGUCAGUCUGUGUCCGAGCAUUAAACGUAGCACAUCAGUGUUCUAUAAAUCUGGAGUUUUCUUUAGAAACCUACGUCUA